AUGUCUGCAGUGCAGCAACAAAACGAGCCUACUGCGCUCUAUCUACACGCCGAACUUCUCCCUAACAUCCGCCACAUUACUCUCUACGUGUCACUGCCAGAGGCGAUACGAUCGCAAAAUGUUCGACCGGAGAUCUGUCUAUCCGAUUCGCGUCGUGCCAUUACAAUAUCUCUCCCAUUGCCGUACGACCAUGUCACAGAUACGAUUAAGUUGCCAGCCCGAGUUAAUGAAGCAUCUCGGCUGGCCUUGAGCGUAGCUGGACAUCGAGCUACGGAUCCUCGGAACCGUGGGCAUGGCCAGCUGGAAUAUUCGUUUAGAAUGCAGAUUGAUGAUGAAGAUGAUUCGUUGCUCUCUCGAGAAGAGCAUAUGGAUAGCUUUGUACCGUGGACCGCGACCGACAUGACUUCCUGUUCUAAGCUUCGUUGCCGCCAUUGUAGGAAUAUUGUCCUCGAUUCGUAUGUGUCGUGUGGUUCUGGUGCUGGAGAAAAGGGUAUGCAGGGGUGGAUGUGGAAGGAUUUGCCUAGUGGAAAUUGGGCUGAGAUGAUGGAUUUCUGGCACUGCCACAAGCCUGAUCCUCAUGAGGGCCAUGAUCAUCAUGCAAAUGGUGCUACAGCUGAAGACCAGAAUGCUACAGUUAAGGGAUACGGUGCUGCGAAUCAGGUGGUCGCAACUGCAGGGACUGUUCUUGUGGACGUCGCAACAUUUCUGCUCACAGAUUCCGACUGUAGAGGCUUGAAACAGGUAAGCAGGAUAUUUCUUCCGGUUGAUUUUCAUCUGGGAUUGUUUUGUUGUUGUACCUUUUGCACACCAUCCCUAGGUCUUUAUACUUCAACCCUACCUCAAUGCAUGACCUGGGUAAAAAAAGAAGGAGGCCAUUUCAUAACCAUGCUUUGGUCUUCGAUACAAUUGCCCUACAACUAUACAACAGCCUCUUCAACAGAAGCACAGAUGGAGUUGCUUUGCGAGAAUUGCAAUAGCCUAGUGGGUGUUGAAGACACAGUUGCUAAAGGAUGGCGACUAUUCAAAACAAGCUUAUCUGCAAGCAAGCAGUUGUCGGAAGGUGAUUGCAAGAGCCUAGGAUGGGAAAGCCAUCCUUUAGAGGCAGUUGUAGCAGCACAAUUGUUAGAGUUGAUUGAAAGAGAAAGUGCUCGACGGUUUGCUCUCCACUGUGGACAAGGGGAUGGGCUACUGAUCUGGGUCUUCAAUCCGGACAUGCGAUAUUCGAAUUCUAGCUCGGACCAUAGUAUAACUGCGCAGCGGGCCAUGAAAAUCCUUUUCCAGGAUGUUAUCGAUGUGGAUGGGAUGCUUCAUCCGGAUCGUGGCAAGGCGUCAUCUUUGUCCCUGGAGGAACUUCGACUGCCACCUAGUGUCUUGUCUGCUAUCUCGGAAACGUUGACGAGGAGUUUCGAGAAUGGAAGGUUGGCAUCAUGCAUCGACAUGACCGGACAAAGAAAGUUUGAGAAGAUAACCUCUAAUGUAUCUCCAUAG
Aspergillus pseudotamarii is the source of this 1488-nucleotide messenger RNA. RefSeq names its product HECT-type E3 ubiquitin transferase. Gene Ontology annotation, molecular function: cyclin binding; ubiquitin protein ligase activity; ubiquitin conjugating enzyme binding. Lineage: Eukaryota; Fungi; Ascomycota; Eurotiomycetes; Eurotiales; Aspergillaceae. The transcript is spliced from 4 exons. Gene Ontology annotation, cellular component: nucleus; ubiquitin ligase complex; cytosol. Bases 1 to 1488 code for a protein of 495 amino acids. Gene Ontology annotation, biological process: proteasome-mediated ubiquitin-dependent protein catabolic process; protein autoubiquitination; protein monoubiquitination. The record is from RefSeq and is a predicted model, not a curated record.